Molecule: messenger RNA, 881 nt
Organism: Amphimedon queenslandica
Lineage: Eukaryota; Metazoa; Porifera; Demospongiae; Haplosclerida; Niphatidae
Product: E3 ubiquitin-protein ligase RNF185-like
Exons: 6
Coding region: 142-732 (196 amino acids)
Biological process (GO): ubiquitin-dependent protein catabolic process
Cellular component (GO): endoplasmic reticulum
Molecular function (GO): ubiquitin protein ligase activity
Source: RefSeq, a predicted model, not a curated record
GAUUCAUAACUCUAUUCAUAACAAAAUCCUUCAACUUGAGCUCAAAAGCUUUUCCUUCUUUUCAGCCAGUGGUCCUAGGGUAGAAAGAUAUAUUGUAUAUAAAUUUCUGUCACAUUUUCCUCCUCUUCCACGCUUCCUUCAAUGGCUGCCUCCACCGACAAGGACGAUAGAGGCAAAGGUACCCCGUCAAUGGAGGAAAGGAGCUUUGAGUGUAACAUUUGCUUUGAUACAGCGACAAAUGCCGUCGUCAGUAUGUGUGGACAUCUCUUCUGCUGGCCAUGUAUUCACACAUGGAUGGAGGCUCGUCCACAAGACACUCCUACCUGUCCGGUGUGUAAAUCCGUCAUAGACAAAGAAAAGCUUAUUCCGCUGUAUGGGCGUGGCUCUGAUCAAAAGGAUCCUCGAGAGUCCCUUCCUCCGAGACCUGCUGGACAAAGAGAGGAAGCACCUGAAGAUAAUAACAAUACAGGCUAUUUUGGUGAUGGCAUGUUUAAUGGGAUCAACGUCUCUUUUGGUGUCGGGGGAUUCCCUUUUGGAUUUGGACUAGGACCUGCAUUCACCAUACAGACUGGUCGUAUGGGAGGACAGCAUCACAAUGUCAACAUUGGUCAUCGUGGUAACAGAAUGCAUCAUGGAAGAAGAGGAGGCCAAGAAGAGGAACAGAGAAAGACAAUGGCAAGAUUAUUGUUGACUUUUGCCAUCCUUUUUAUCAUUAUGAUCAUCUUCACAUAAUUACUACAUGAAUUCCCUCUCUCUCUCUCUCCCUCUUUAUUCUUAUUAUAAUAUAUUAAUACUGUAUUAUUAUUACUAUUGUUAUAUUUCUAUAGUAUAAUGUUACUUUGUGUCUGAUUAUUCCAUUCAAACUUGUUCUUUACAUUGAA